Molecule: messenger RNA, 2122 nt
Organism: Helicoverpa zea (corn earworm)
Lineage: Eukaryota; Metazoa; Arthropoda; Insecta; Lepidoptera; Noctuidae
Gene: Sam-S
Product: S-adenosylmethionine synthase
Exons: 11
Coding region: 380-1594 (404 amino acids)
Biological process (GO): S-adenosylmethionine biosynthetic process
Cellular component (GO): cytosol
Molecular function (GO): ATP binding; methionine adenosyltransferase activity
Source: RefSeq, a predicted model, not a curated record
ACGACGAGAUUUCUUGUGGGAAACUACCUACCAAGCCUUACUAAUAGAAAUCUAGCAAAAUAUUAUACCAAUAUAAAUACUCUACGGUUCGGUUAUAAAGUGGUGCUAAGUUUUCAGUAUUAUUUUGUGGUGAAACGGCAAAGUUUUUAUUUUAAAAAAAUAAUUCACAGAUUAUACAAAAUCAAAACAUCAGAUUUCAACCAAUAGCAGCGUUCAGCACCAUCGGCUGCGAGAAUUCUGAUUGGUGAAUAAGAAUUGCUCUGUGGCGCCUCUCCGACCUUAUAAAUAUCGGCGCGAUCACAAACCAGACCUCUUUUCCACAGUGUUAAUUCAAGGGGACUCUUUCGGGUUAUUUUUGUGAGCUAACUCUAAAUUCAGAAUGCCGGAGACCUCAAAAAUGAAUGGAUACGCAAAAACAAACGGACACAGCUAUGAUAUGGAAGAAGGAUCAGUGUUUUUAUUCACAUCAGAAUCCGUCGGCGAGGGCCACCCAGACAAAAUGUGCGAUCAAAUUAGUGAUGCUAUCUUAGACGCACAUCUGAGGCAGGACCCUGACGCAAAAGUAGCAUGCGAAACGGUGACAAAAACCGGAAUGGUGCUAUUGUGCGGUGAAAUCACUUCCAAAGCUAAUGUUGACUACCAAAAGGUUGUCAGAGAGACGGUGAAGCACAUUGGCUAUGAUGACUCCUCCAAAGGUUUUGAUUGGCGAACACUAAAUUUACUAGUGGCUAUUGAAGAGCAAAGUCCAAACAUAGCUGGUGGAGUAUAUCAACAAAGAGAGGAAUUAGAUAUUGGGGCUGGAGAUCAGGGAUUAAUGUUUGGCUAUGCAACAGAUGAAACUGAAGAAUGCAUGCCUCUGACAGUUGUGCUUGCACACAGACUCAACCAGAAAAUAGCUGAACUACGACGAAACGGCGAGUUCUGGUGGGCCCGCCCGGAUUCAAAGACCCAGGUGACUUGCGAGUACGUGUUCGCUGGUGGCGCCACAGUGCCGCAGAGAGUUCACACUCUCGUUGUCUCCCUGCAACACUCAGAAAAGAUCACUCUGGAGACGUUGCGUGAAGAGAUCAGGGAGAAGGUUAUUAAGGAAGUUAUCCCAGCUCACUACAUCGAUGAGAAAACUGUCAUUCACAUCAACCCUUGCGGUCUAUUCAUCAUUGGAGGACCACAGUCGGACGCGGGUCUGACGGGACGCAAGAUCAUCGUGGACACGUACGGCGGCUGGGGCGCGCACGGCGGCGGCGCCUUCAGCGGCAAGGACUUCACCAAGGUGGACCGCUCCGCCGCCUACGCCGCCCGCUGGGUCGCCAAGUCGCUCGUCAAGGCCGGCCUCUGCCGCCGCUGCAUGGUGCAGGUCGCAUACGCCAUUGGUGUAGCUGAGCCGCUGUCGAUCACUGUAUUUGACUACGGAACUUCCCACAAGACACAGCAGCAACUGCUCGCUAUUGUACAAAAGAACUUCGACUUACGACCGGGCAAAAUUGUCAAGGAAUUGAACCUCAGAGCACCCAUAUACCAGAGAACCAGUACUUAUGGUCACUUCGGACGAGAAGGUUUUCCAUGGGAGAAUCCCAAACCGUUGGUUGUAGAAUGACUUGAAACUUAAGCACUAGACCAUUGUAAAUAUUUUCACCAGUAUGUUAUAAACACUUAAUCUACGUGUGUAAUUGUAGCGAGGGCGCAGGGAAUGUUGCUGAUGUCUCUCUUUAGACAUUAAUAUGUUCGUGUUGAACCUCGCCAGUGGAACUGUAUGCGACGCUCUAACAACACGUGACAGUUGCAUUUACGAGGUUCACUAUAUAUUUAAGUAUUCUCUAGAUUAUUAGACACAUAGGUUUAACAUGGUGCCGUCAUUUCUGAAUUUGAGUUAGUUCAGGGGUUAAAAUGGCAGUCCUAUUUAUUUAAGAUUACGUGUUCAGUUUCCUAUAAAUGAAUUUGUUUGCUUUUUACACUGCCUGAUUGUUUUUAUAGUUAAGUAAAUGAACUUUCCAGUGAACAUGAAGUAAUAUGAUUUUAUAUUUAUGUACAAUUUAAAUUUGGACUGCCUACACUCUCGAAUGUUCUUCACUGUACGCUUUACGAUGUAAGAGCUAUGAUUUAUCGGUAGAGUAGACUACUCCCC